ACGCACUGCGCUGCCGGGGCAGCCCGCCGGGAAAGGGGGAGUGCUGACGUGAGGGCGGCGGGUCUGUGUCCCGCCCCACGGCCGCCUCCGCCGUAGCCCUAGCCCAGUACGGCGCCCUCUGCUCCUGAGGCGCCCCCGGGUCCGUCCGUGCUCCAGCGGGAGCCCUGUGGAGGGACUCCGUGCCUGCAGCGUAUGCCGCCCGAGGGGCGCUCGGGCACCGCGGGGCGGCAUGGGCUCCUCUGCUUGGGGCACCCCCAUUGCCGCCGAGCCCUCAGAAACGUGUGUUUUUUGGUUGUUUUUUGUUUUUUGUUUUUUGUUUUUUUUUUUUUACUGGCUAGUGGUAGGCGAGGCAAUGCUGCUGCCUGCUAGGUGUGCGGCGAGAAAGAAAUGAGUUCCUGUUUAAACACUGAAGGUUGAGAUUAGCAACCGAGGUUUCGGUUCUACAGCUGGUAGCGGGUGAUCUGAGUGAAUUCGAAGGUCUCAUUCUGCAGGAGAGAAGCUGCUCUUUCCUGUAUGAAGGGAGUGUCUUGUGAGAAUAUAAACGUGUGAUGCUGAGGGUAAUCCAAAGAAGGUGUAUCUGGUGCUAAAAGUUUCUUCUCAUUGUUGAGUUCUACACGGUAAAUGAUGAUGCUGAGAUGUGUAAUUGACGUUGGACAUUAGGAGGAAUUUCCUCAUAGAAAGGCUGAUUAGACAUUAGAAUGGGCUGCCCAGGGAUGUGGUGGAGGUGUUUAAGGAAGGGCUGGGUGUGGCACGUACUGCCUUGGUCUAAUUGACAAGGUGGUGGUUUCAGAAUGCUUUUCCAACCUGAUUUUGUGAUUCUGUGAAGGUGUUACUGCAUUGCUAGUAAUCCCGAGGGUUCUGCCAGGUGAAGGACCCAGCCCCAGUUCUGCAGGUUCAUAUGACUGCAUGCUGCUUAGAUCUGUUGAGAUUCACAUAGAAAUGGAAGGGAAGGUGAAAAAAAACGUGGGUGGAUUUUGGUGAACAUGAGCUUAAUACAACUUAAAUAUCAUAGCACAACAAAAUACUAAUAGUUGUGGCCAUCUGCACAAAGCAUAUAUCUUUAUGUAUAACUCUUAAUUUAAUUUUUGUUCAAGAGGAUAGAUUCCUGUACAAAAUCAGACACAGAUAAUACAGUUUGGGCAUGUUUGAGGCACAUUGUUGAAAUCCCACAUUUUUGGCUGCUGCAAAUAGAGCAAUUGUCAUUUAAAAUAAUUAAGAUUUUUAAGACCUUUAUUGACUACUACUCAUAAAUUUGGCACUGCCUCACAAUAAAAAUAUGAAAAAUAGAGUUGAAGAUGUUUAUUGUUAUUCCUUUCAGUACUCAUGAAAGUCUUGUUACAAAACAGUGGUUUAUCAUUUAUAAAAUUCAUUCUUAGAAGAGAGGGACAGAAUUCAAAUAAAAGAAGUGCUGUAGAAAGAAAACUGCAAAAGCAUUCCAGGAGAGCUUAGGAGGCAGGGUAUCACCAUGUGCUUGUUACGUUGAUCCAAGAUCCUUUUGAAUCUAAAUCAAACCUGGGGAUUAAAUGCUCAAAGAUUAGGAAAUGAGAUGAUUCAAGUCAAAAUGCACGUUCAGAGUUGACUUUUUCAAGUUUCCCUUAGAUUUUGACUCUUAAGAACUCUGCCAAUAGACACUGGAAAAACUUUGGCUUUCUUAACAGAAACUUUGGCAUGUUGUAGUCUGGCUCUUGCACACUAGUUGCCUGUUCACAUUUACCAUAAAUAAUGACUAAAAACAUAACUUGCAGCUACAUUUUGGGAGUAACCUCUGGAAGGGUUUGUUUCCUUCUCUUUCCCCCACCCCUUUAAGACUUUUUGUCUUAUGGGAUUUGUUUGCAAUCUGCUAGCUGAAGCUCUGAGGCAAGUUUGCCAGAUCUGGGUCUGUAUCAUCACUCUGCACAUCUGGAAGUGGUUUAUGUGCUCUUAUUCCUCCAGCAAAGUGUCUGGACUCUGCACCAUUCCUCAGCAGCAGAGAAAGAAAGAAAACCAGCACAACUCCAAAGUAAACUUUGAGGAGUUCGAAAAAGGAAUUGAAUCGUAAAACUGUUACUGUGCCCUGUAAGGCCCUUGUGUGGGUGACUUCAAAGGAGGAUGGUGGUCGAGGAUGCUUUGGCAAGACUGCUUACAGCUGUGGGCUAUCUGGGAUCCAAGUAAAUAACUCCACAGCACUUCAGGAGAGAGGAGUCCCAAAUACUGUGCUGCUUUGAAGAGUUUACCACAGAUCACAGUUGUCAUCCAACAGGACACAUGGCUCUUUUAAAGAAAGUUAACCAGAUCUUACUGUUACUUCUUGUCUUAACUGUGUGCGCUAUUCUGUAUAGCAAAGUUCACCAAGUGCCCUUGGCAUUAAGAAAUGAAACAGUGAAUUUGGAGAGCCCUGAGGAAACGGAGGAAGAAAUCCCAGUGGUGAUCUGUGCUGCUGCAGGCAGGAUGAGUGCAGCUGUAGCAGCGAUCAACAGCAUCUACAGCAACACAGAGGCCAAUGUUUUAUUCUACAUCAUUGGGCUGAAGACAACCAUUCCACACAUUCGGAAGUGGAUUGAAAAUUCUAAACUGAAAGAAAUAAAAUUUAAGGUUGUGGAAUUCAAUCCUAUGGUACUAAAAGGAAAAGUCAGACAAGAUGCAUCACGUCCUGAGCUACUGCAGCCUCUGAACUUCAUUCGAUUUUAUCUUCCUUUGCUUAUCCAGAAGCAUGAGAAAGUAAUAUAUUUGGAUGAUGAUAUCAUUGUUCAAGGUGACAUCCAGGAACUCUACGAUACUAAGUUAGCUCCUGGACAUGCAGCAGCUUUUUCAGAUGAUUGUGAUCUGCCUUCUACACAUGAAAUGGUUAGGAGUGUAGGGAUGCAGAACACAUACAUGGGAUUUCUGGACUACAGAAAGCAAGCCAUUAGAGAUCUUGGCAUCAGCCCCAGCACCUGCUCCUUUAAUCCUGGAGUAAUUGUUGGUAACAUGACUGAAUGGAAACAUCAGCGGAUUACAAAGCAGUUGGAAAAAUGGAUGCAAAGAAAUGUAGAGGAAAACCUCUAUAGCAGUACCCUCGGGGGAGGUGUGGCAACCUCCCCAAUGCUGAUUGUAUUUCAUGGAAAAUAUUCCCCUAUUAAUCCUAUGUGGCACAUAAGGCAUCUUGGUUGGAGUCCUGAUGCCCGUUACUCAGAGCAAUUUCUUCAAGAAUCUAAAUUACUUCACUGGAAUGGGAGAUACAAACCUUGGGACUACCCUAGUGUCCACACUGAUCUCUGGGAAAACUGGUUUAUUCCUGACCCCUCAGGGAAGUUCAAAUUAACUCAUCCUUACAGCUGAUACCGAAAUACUGCAUAACGUAGUGUAUGGGAUGCAUUUAAUAGUUUGAGAUGCAACAUGUUGUAUGACUGAUUGAUUUUAGAAAACAAAGUAUUUGUUAAAAAUAUGAAUAAUUGACCAUCAGUUUUGUGUGCUUAUGGCAGGUGAGAGAGGCUGGAGUGACCAAUACACAGUUCAGAUUAUCUUGACUUUCAUGUAAGGUGGGGAAACAAAUUUAUUUGACAAUGUAGUAUUUUCAUUAAACAAAUAAGUGAAA
Molecule: messenger RNA, 3553 nt
Organism: Haemorhous mexicanus (house finch)
Lineage: Eukaryota; Metazoa; Chordata; Aves; Passeriformes; Fringillidae
Gene: GLT8D2
Product: glycosyltransferase 8 domain containing 2
Exons: 10
Coding region: 2245-3297 (350 amino acids)
Cellular component (GO): Golgi apparatus
Molecular function (GO): glycosyltransferase activity
Source: RefSeq, a predicted model, not a curated record